Molecule: messenger RNA, 699 nt
Organism: Colletotrichum truncatum
Lineage: Eukaryota; Fungi; Ascomycota; Sordariomycetes; Glomerellales; Glomerellaceae
Product: secondary alcohol dehydrogenase
Biological process (GO): proteasome regulatory particle assembly
Molecular function (GO): protein-macromolecule adaptor activity
Source: RefSeq, a predicted model, not a curated record
AUGUCCUCCGCCGACACCCGCCCAAUAACACCAACCCGCUUCGCCGAGGCCCUAAAAGACCUCUCCCUGCCGACCCUGCACCUCAAAGUCCUCGAGAUCCGCAACUCGAUCCUGCACCUAGAGUACUCCAACGCGCAGCUGAAGCCGUACGCGGAAGGGUCCGCCACGACGCUCGACGCAGCCGACGCCGCCGCCGGCCGGCCCGACCAGGACUGCGUCGAGGCGAUCCGCGAGAACGAGGCCGUCAUCGCGCGCAUGCAGGAGCGCGUCGACCUCAUCCGCGCCGAGGUCGAGGAGCGCGGACACAACUGGAACGAGUUCCGCAGUAAGGAGGAGGUGGAAGCUGAUGCUGCUAUCGCUGCGACGACGACGACGACGAACGGCGCGACUGCGACUGCGACUACGAACGGAUUAGGUGCUGCGAGGGAGGAGGAAGAGAGGGUCGCUGGGCGAGAGACGACGGCGGCGACUACGUCAUCGACUUCGCAACAUCCCGCGUGGCUCGACGGCACGUUCCAGACGGGCACGAUACGUAACGGCGAGAUCCGGCUCGAUGCGCAGCCCGCACAGCCGGCACAGCAGGCCAACGGCACGGGAGGCCGUUUAACAGACGAGGAACUGCGUCGGGCGAUGGAGGAGCGGAUGAGAGGUCUCGGUCAGGACGACGACGACGACAACGAGGGUGGAAUGCAUUUGUAG